This is a messenger RNA of Salvelinus fontinalis (brook trout), 3172 nucleotides long. Its product is annotated as nectin-4-like. The record is from RefSeq and is a predicted model, not a curated record. The coding region runs from base 63 to 1865 and encodes 600 amino acids. The transcript is spliced from 9 exons. NCBI's taxonomy places the organism in Eukaryota, Metazoa, Chordata, Actinopteri, Salmoniformes, Salmonidae.
AGUUCUCUCAUGGUUGAGUCCUGUGACACUGUGUUUCAGGUGUUCUGAGGCAAUAUACUGUGAUGAGUGUCUGUGCCUUAAAGGGGUCAUCAGUGGACCUGCGCUGUCCUAUUCCCAGUUUGACCCAAGUCACAGAGAUGGUCUGGUAUAACGAAUGGUCGAAUGGUAAGACUUAUGAUCUGAGAAGGGACCCUAAUUAUGAAGGUCGUGUGGAGUACCAUGGAACUACAGAGAAGGACUGCAUCCUGAGAAUCACAGACCUGAGACAGAGAGACAUAACAACAUAUUACUUCAGAUAUAAAACAAACCAGUAUUCAGAAUGGAAAUAUUCAUAUGGAUUCCCUCUCAGUCUCACAGAUCUAAAGGUGGAGAGGAUAUAUGACAACAAACUGACAUGUAAAACCACCUGUACUCUGACUGGUAACCCCACAUACAUCUGGUACAAGAAUGGACAACAUCUAGAUGAGAGCACCUCCCCCCAGUACAAAGACCCAGUCUCCAGUAACUAUGUAGACAGCUUCUCCUGUGCUGUAAAAGGCCAUGAGGAUCUCCGCUCUCCUGCAGUGUGUGCUCAGGGUCACAACUGCUGGAGAGUGACUUACACCAAGAGGAGAAUCUGUGUCUUGAAGGGCUCCAAAGUGGACAUAUCCUGCUCUUACACUCAUCCCACUAGUUACAUAGAACAAGGUUCAUUCUGGUUUACACAGAAACACCCUGUAGAUCUCAGUUCAUAUCCAGAGUAUGCAGGUCGUGUGGAGUACAAUAGAAACACAGAGAACCACCACACCAUGACAAUAACACACCUGACAGAGAAGGACUCUGCUGAAUACAAAUUCAGAUUAACAACAACAGAUGAGGGGAGAUUUUCUGGCCUUCCUGGUGUGAUGUUGACUGUCACAGGUAAUAAUAUCCUGUUGGAGAUGGAUCCUACGUCUGUGUCAGAAGGGGAGAGAGUCACACUGAGAUGUAGAACCAAAUGUACAGUCGGUCUCAACCCCAACUACAUCUGGUACAAGAACGGACAAUAUAUAGAGCAGAGGACUUCCUCUAUGUACUCUAAAUAUGUCUACAGUGAGGAUGAAGGCAGCUACUCCUGUGCUGUAAAAGGCCAUGAGGAUCUCCACUCUCCUGCAGUGUAUGGUCCAAGGAACACCUCAGUGUCAGUCAGUCCCUCUGGUGAAAUAGUGGAGGGCAGUUCAGUGACUCUGACCUGCAGCAGUGAUGCCAACCCACCUGUGGACAAAUACACCUGGUACAAGAAGAAUGUAGCCUCACCAAAAGCAUCAGGACAGAGUUACAGCAUCACUAACAUCAUCUCUGAGGACAGAGGAGAAUAUUACUGUGAGGCCCAGAAUGGAAGAGGAUCUAUGAACUCUACAGCUCUGAUGAUCAUUGUAGCAGGGAAACAAACAUCAGUUGUGACUGCAGCUGUAGGAAUCAUAGUGGUUGUUCUGGUUCUCAUCCUCUGUCUCUCUGGACUCAUGUGGUCCAGGAAGAAGGUCUCCACAUCCACCUCCAACACAAGAGACACAGCAGAAGAUGGACAGGGAGACUCUAGUCCAGUGUAUGACAACAUCUCAGUCAUGGCCAUGACCCCUACUGCAGCACAGACAGCAGCCACAGACGACCAGGAUGAUGUUCACUACGCCAGCGUCUACUUCUCUCGCUCCAAAAACCAGGAAGUGCCUCUGUACUCCACCGUCCAGCUGAAUCAACCACAGAAACAUGACCAAGAUGUCCAAUACGCUGCUGUGAAAUUCAACCUCCCCAGUUCUGCCACCCAACCAGCAGCAGCACAAGCAGCUGAGGUGGAUCCCUCUGAGAUCUACAGUACAGUCAACAAACCCAGAACCAAGAAGACUUGAAUAUAACAAACCCAGAACCAAGAAGACCUGAACACAACAAAACCAGAACCAGGAAGACCUGAACACAACAAACUCAGAAACAAGAAGACAUUAACAGAACAAGUUUUACAAAAACCUUGUAUAUCUGGACCUGUAUAUUCAAACUAAGUGACAUAAGUCCUGAGGGGGUGUGGAAUAUUGGCCAAUGUAAACCAGUAGGUUCGAGGCCUGAAUGCUGAUUUGCUGAAAGGUGUGGUUUAUCAGUAUGACAUAAAAUUACUAUUUACUGGUCUAUUUAUGUUGGUCACCAGUUUCUAGUAGCAAUAUGGCACAUCGGGGUUUGUGGUAUGUGGCCAAUAUACCACGGCUAAGGGCUGUAUCCAAGUACUCAGUGUUGCAUUGUGCAUAAGAACAGCCCUUAGCCAUGGUAUAUUGGCCAUAUACCACACCUCCUCAGGCCUUAUUUCUUAAGUUUAUAAUAGCAAUAACAAACUUCAGGGGUUUGUGGUAUAUGGACAAUAUACUGUACCACGGCUAAGGGCUGUUCUUGAGUGAAUAUGCCGUGGUAUAUUGACCAUAUACUGCAAACCCCUGAGGUAGCUUUUGCUAUUAGAAACUGGUUACCAACAUAAAUGGAACUGUAAACAAGUAUUUUUGCGUCAUACCCGUGGUAUAUUGUCUGAUAUACAGUAUACACUUCUGAAAUGCUUUUUCAGCCAAUCAGCAUCCAGGACCCAAACCACCCAGUUUAUAAUUGUAUAUAAUAAUAUUUUCCAUCCAACAGACACUUUUAUCCAAAUUCACUCAGUCAUUACAGUCAUGUUCGAAUACAUUUCUCGUAUGGGUCCUAUCCCAGCAGUGUCACGCUCAUUAAAAUGGACUGACCAAGGCGCAGUGUGAGUUGGGUUCCACAUAUUUAUUUGCAGUGAAACUUAAACCAAAAACAAUAAACAUACAUGAACUACGUGGUGCUGAAUGCACUCACACAAAACAAUAUCCCACAAAGCAGGUGGAAACAGGGAACCCUUAAGUAUGAUCCCAAAUUAGAGACAACGAACAUCAGCUGCCUCUAAUUUGGAACCAUACUAAGAGCACCAACAUAGAAAUGAAAAGACUAGAACACCCCCUAGUCAUGCCCUGACCUACAACACCAUAGAGAACCAAGGGCUCUCUAUGGUCAGGGCAAGACAAGCAGGAAUAGAACCCAUGCACCAUGCUCUACCAACUGAGUCACACAGGACUACUGUAUUCACACUCAGAGUAGGAGUGCUGAUCUAGGGUCAGUUAUGCCUUUUAAACUAUGAUGAAUAAGAAGGACCUUAACAUUU